This is a messenger RNA of Sebastes umbrosus (honeycomb rockfish), 8276 nucleotides long. RefSeq names its product leucine-rich repeat transmembrane neuronal protein 4. The record is from RefSeq and is a predicted model, not a curated record. The transcript has 3 exons. Gene Ontology annotation, molecular function: protein binding. NCBI's taxonomy places the organism in Eukaryota, Metazoa, Chordata, Actinopteri, Perciformes, Sebastidae. The coding region runs from base 820 to 2730 and encodes 636 amino acids.
GAGGGCAUUCCGAUUCUGCCUGACAAAAGUUGCCUUCUUUUGACAUGCAGACGUGAUUAACAAACAGCGUCAUGCUGCGUUUCCUACCGAGCAGCUGCAGCAGCAUUAGCAGUGAGGCUGAAAGGAGGAUUUGGACUAAAAAAAAAGGUGGAUAUUUUUUUGGAUGUUUCAUUGUUCCGCGUCGACGUUGACGGCGUUUCACACACAGACUUGUGGAUAACCAGACCGGUACUUUCCUCUCUCUGUGCGCGGAUCACACUGAGCAGCAUCCUCCGGAAUAAAGACGCCGUGGUGAGGAAUCUAAGGACUCCUUUUGGAAAUUUUUUUUUGCACCAUGCCAACGUAUUUGUGAAGUUUUACGCAAGGAUUUUUUCUGGAUCUCCAUGUUAACAAUGACAUGAAUCACUUGGAUGUGGCUGCGUUAUUGUCUGCGCCUACUGCAGUACUCUUUUUGGCUGCAACUUGAAAAAAAAAAAACGAUUCUCCCAGCUGUGAAGACAUGGAUAGGGAGUUCUGAAACCGGAUUUUCUUUACCCUUUUUUUAUAAUCUGGAGUUGGAAGUAUAUAUGACAUUCCGGUUCUAUAUGCAGAACUAAAACCGGAUCGGAUAGCGCAAUCCAUCCAGGUCCUGGAGAGGAGAGCAUAAGGACAAGGUGCGCUCUGGAGUCGGCGGCUGCGCGGAGAGAGACCGACCGACCGGUGCUGUAGUGGAUUAGGACGGUACCUGUCUGUCUGUGGAGAGAGCGCGUCAUGCGGACUCGGAUGUCGCGCACUAGAAGCCAUUAAAACCUGUAGGCUGGAGCUGACAGAUACGCGGAUAUGGGCUCUGCUCUGCGGCGUCGCUGGCUAGUGGUCCAACUCCUGAUGCAGGUGUGGCUGGCAGCAAAUCCAUCUUUGAGUGAGCGCCCAUGCCCCAAGAGCUGUCGCUGUGAUGGAAAAAUUGUCUACUGUGAGUCAAGCGCCUUUCGCGAUGUCCCCAAGAACCUCUCCGGAGGCUGUGAAGGCCUGUCUCUACGGUACAACAGCCUCGCCAGUCUUCGUGCAGGCCAGUUUGUAGGCCUCAACCACCUCAUCUGGCUCUACUUGGACCACAAUUACAUUGCCUCUGUGGAUGUAAUGGCCUUUCAGGGGGUCCGCAGGCUCAAAGAGCUGAUCCUGAGUUCCAACAAGAUCACGUCGCUCCACAACACCACAUUCCACCCUGUCCCCAAUUUGCGUAAUCUGGACCUGUCGUACAACAAACUGCAAGCUUUGCAGCCUGGGCAGUUCCAGGGCCUACGGAAGCUUCUCAGCCUUCACAUACGCUCAAACUCUCUAAAAACCGUCCCAGUACGUCUGUUCCAAGAUUGCAGAAAUCUUGAGUUCCUGGAUUUGGGUUACAACCGCCUGCGCAGUAUCACUCGGAAUGCAUUUUCAGGCCUAGUCAAGCUCACUGAGCUGCAUCUGGAGCAUAACCAGUUCUCAAAGAUCAAUUUUUCUCACUUCCCUCGCCUCUACAAUCUGCGGGCACUUUACCUGCAGUGGAAUCGCAUUCGCUCAAUGAACCAGGGCCUAACCUGGACCUGGGCCUCCAUCCAGAAACUGGAUCUGUCUGGAAAUGACCUGAUGGAAGUUGAUGCUGUAGUGUACCAAUGCCUACCCAACCUGCAGACCCUCAAUCUGGACUCCAACAAGCUUACCAAUGUCUCCCAGGAGGUGGUUGAUGCCUGGAUCUCUUUGACUACGAUUAGCUUAGCUGGGAAUGUAUGGGACUGUGGCCCUGCCAUCUGUCCUCUGGUGGGCUGGCUCAGAAAUUUCAGAGGGGCAAAGGAGACCACCAUGAUCUGCGCCUCCCCCAAGAAAGCCCAGGGAGAGAAAGUGAUGGAUGCUGUUGAAGCUUUUGCUGUUUGUCAAUCAAACGCAGUGACAACGCUCACUGUGAGUAUUCCUCCAACCCCAUCCAGAGUCCCUGUGCAGACUGAACGCCGCCCAGCCAUUCUGGCUUCCCCUACUGGUUCUGGAAAGAGAGGAGAAGGGUCUAUCAGGGGUCCCACAUUGUCAGCUGUUACCCCUCCUGUGGCACUUCCUCCAGAGCAAGACUUGGAGCCUGUUUCCUUCCAUAAGAUUGUGGCUGGAAGCGUUGCCCUUUUUCUAUCUGUCGCGAUGAUCCUGUUGGUAAUCUACGUGUCUUGGAAGCGCUAUCCCAGCAGCGUCAAGCAGCUGCAGGAGCAUUCGGCAGCAGCCCGCAAACGCCGCAAGAAAGCUAGAGAGACGGAGCGCACCCUGAGCUCCCCACUGCAGGAGUACUAUGUGGACUACAAGCCCACCAACUCUGAGGCCAUGGAUGUGCUUGUGAAUGGGACCGGACCCUGCACCUAUACCAUCUCAGGCUCCCGAGAAUGCGAGGUCCCCCACCAGUUGGGCGCGCUGACCUUCUACCGCUAUGAACAGCCCAUCGUAGACUACUGCCAGGCCCAUCAACCCCUGCGGCUCAACAUGGGCUAUGAGGGACCCCCACAGGGCCUGGAGGGCCUGGAGGACCUGGGGCCGUGUGAUAGGGGCACUAUACAGACAGUGGCGCUGCCCGCCGUGCCCUCUGCCGCCAGCAUGGGCGCCCCUCUGCCAGGGCCUCGCUCUCCUCCACCGCCCCUCAGACCACCAACUGACGGUCCCAGCGGCGGCCCUUUUCCUCCCAGCGGCGGCCCAUUUCCUCCUGCCGAACGCACCGGCACACUGAAAUUCGGACGCUAGCGAAGCCGAGUCUGGUCGCUGGAAGUGGGGCAAGGGCCUCUGAUUCACCGUGACUUUGUAACGAAGGGGCAGGCGAGCUGGUUAUUCAGUGGGGCCUUGUUUUCAGAACAUGAAUAUGUGAACUAGAGGACAAUUUUUUUUCUAAUUCUGCCUGGAGGGAUUUGGCAUCUGAAACACACAGUCUCACUAAUAUACAGUAGAGGGUGAGACAUCCUUGCGGAUCAUUUUUAUUUAUUUUUUUUUCCAAAACACCUCAUAUAAAACUUGUUACUACUGAAUCAUGGGAGGUAAUGCAGCAUUAUGACAAAAAAAGUAUUACCUUGUUUCCACAUCUGGUCUUUGCCAUAUCCCAUCAUGGGGCACCUGUUUGCAGCAGUCCACGUGCACUGAGUCAGAAGUCAAAGGGGAAGUGCAAUAAACACGAGUUCUCGAUCAAGUGAGAGCAGUAACAUAAAAGAGAUGGAGCUGGACAUCAUGCGAAGUGCAAGGGGGCUUCUUACUGUGAUUAUUAUUAAAAUAUCAAGUCAGCAGUUGUUAACAAAGGCAAAUCCAUAUCAGUAUUUCAUGAAGAUGAGUCAUUUCUCUCAAGACAAUUUCCAUACAAUUUAUCUUUCUUUUGUCUUGCUUUCUUUUGUUUCUUUAGAUGUGGGACUUCAUGCUGAAUUCCAUUAAUGUGCAUGUCAAACCAAAGAGUUUACUUGUAUCUUUUUAUUUUAAUGCACAUGAGCUACUUUCGCUGAGGGCAUUCUUAAAAUGCCAGUUGGUCUACUGAAAUAGCCUCCGCCAACUCACGUUCACAAUUACAACCAAAUCCUCUGGUGGUUUCAGAUGAACUGGGCUUGUCUUCACAGAUUAGCAAAAGUAACCAUGUGAUACAAACAACGUGAGGUAUAGUGAAACUGAAAUUUUAAAUACUUAUCAUAAUGAUUCUGGUCCUCCUCCCAACAUCAAUUUAAUUGCCAUCCAUGAUCUUGGUGACGCGAUGAACAGCAACAAACACUUUAUAGAGGAGAUAUUAUGGCAUGUUCCAUAAAUUCCUUGAACAUACAGUACAGUGGCCCUUUGCACAGCAGAAUGGCAGGUCUUUGUAUAUGAUUAUAUCCCAGCUGAAUGAGUCACUAUGCUUUAAAGAGGUUAUCAUGGGGAAUUCAUGUGGUAAAACAAGUACAUUUGAAUGCAAAGUAUUGUACAUAUUAUUACGGAAGGUCCACUUUACUGAAGGUCAAACCACUCUCACUGCCCCCAAACAGUCAUUUGAAACAUUGUUGAGUCAAUGUUUGACUUUGAUCACACUGGACAAUUCUGGAGAUGACCAUUUUGCCGGGUUGGCAAAAAAAGCUCCGGCCAUGUGCUCCCAUCUCCCCUCGGCCACAGAGAACAACAGUGCCUAGUGGGGGCAUGUUGAACCAGCACGUUGACUUCUCUUUAACCUGCGUAUGAACCCAAGGACUGUACUGGGAAUAUUGCCUGACAUCUCUUUUUUUUUCCAGAAAGCGUGCCUCCGGUGCUGGACUUUAUUGCACUUGGUAACCCUUUGGCCACCGUGUGAAGCACUGCUCCUCACUGACUUAUGGAGCUAAUGAGGACUUCGGAUAUGGCCGUGAUGGCCUGUCAAAUACCAUCUCCGGUUUAAUCCGAGCAGUGCACCGGGGCCGUUUUCUACAUGUCAGUGGUCAUACUCUUGGGAGUUGUGGAAACCGUGCUCAGUCCUCCCACGGGGCAAAUGAUUGAUCUACAGAUGAAAAUGAGAGGGGCCAAAAUUUCCCACGAAAAGUGGGCAUAUCCUCAAGAUAAGAGAAAAAAAUAGGGAUUUUUUUUGUUUUGUUUUGUUUUGUUUUGUUAUUUUGUCUUGGAACAUAAAAGACAUUUUUUUUGAGGUGUUCAAAGAUGAUGUCAAGAAAUUCUAUAAGACUAAUCAAAGGACAAAAUCGAAUAGAACUUAUUUAUCGUGUAAAUAGUGAGUCUUUAAAGAUGAAAAAAAAAAAAAGUAUGAACUUAACUUCUUCUGAAACACAAACUGCUUGUGAACAGAAGAGGAGCCUUAUUCACUUUCCAGUGGGAAUCUGUUACCAAGACGACUCGGCGAAAGAGGUUCCUACUGUAACGCUCCUGUUGUUUCAAUGAUAAAUAUUUUUCUAUCUGCUCCCGUCACUAUUCUACCAUUAAACACAAAUCAUGUUACGGAGGUGAUUUCUCAAAUCCAAUCGUUUUACUGAAUCACAGGAGGAAGGGAAGAUCGGGCGCCCUGUUAUGAUGGUACACGUCAAGCGUCAAAACCCUCAUAGAGAUCCACAUUUUCUUUUCUGACUUCAGACAUUGUUUCAUCUAGCAGGAGGUGGCCGUACAACGUGUUGUUAAGGUGCAUCCCAGUCCACUCCUCUUGUUUAAGAAUUCCAACACUAUCUGCCAUUUCAAGGUCUACUCGGGGAGAAGAAGUGUGCUAUUCUUUAUACCAAGAGUUUCAACUUGGGAAGGUUGUUUCUUUUUUGAUGUGCCAUUAAUUUUGUUAAAUGUUUUACCAAAAACCAGCCACAAAACAACAAGUGACCCAAAAGUUCUUCAUGGUUUCACGACUAAGAAGGGUUCCGUCCCCCUUCGUGUACAGGAUAAACGCAUAAAAAAGCAGUUGAUUCGCUCAGUGCGGUUGCUUAAUAGUGCUGGUGGAGUUUACUUUGUAAUAGCAGCUGUGCCGAUGUCUUUAUAAUGGGAGCUCUCUCGAUUCUAUCCAUGUAUUGUCUUGCCUUGCUCUAUAUCACCCCUGCUAACUCCUUGGCCUGAAUUUCAUGUCUGCCUCUGGGUGACUCGGGUGAACCUGUUUAAUGAUGUUCUAUUUCUGUCCGCAUGCUGAUAUUUUGGGAAAACGAUGCCCAGUUAGGGAGGAGCGCUGAACCGGAGACAAACAGUACGGGAGUUAUUUCCUGUCUGGAAUGCCCUAGAACCAGCAGCACACGUGUCGUGGACAACUUCACUGUUUUUUAAAGCAACUUGUUUGCUGACCCAUUCCUGCCCCUGUCUCGCCUAAAGUAGAAUUCCCUGGCACUCUAUAGGCUGUUAAACAGAGAAAUAGGCCUGUGCUGGGCCACUCACUCCGGGGAAAAGACUUUCCCUUUAAUAGUCUCCUGCAAAAAAAAGCACCUCAUAUGUAGUAAUUACUUCAGUUUUCAGCAGCGGUAAUGGUUCAAUUCAGUCUAAACACAAUGAUCAAAGCUACUUUGCCCUUCAUGUGUAAUUAGGAAAUGCUAUUAAAAUCUUUGUCUGUUCACAAUUAAAUCAACUACUAAUAAGCGAUUGAUUAAUCAUGACUACCUCCCUGAUAAAAUCGGAUAUGUUCCGCGGAAUGUUCGAAUCCUGCUGCCAGUAAUUAUUUAGUCUUUUGUCCAUUUCUUUUUCUUUGCCAUCAGAGAGCUGGAAGCACAGGCACCGCAUGCUAAUGAUGCAUGUUUGAGCUGAACUCCAGGACCGUCUGCGCUAGCCCCGCAAUGCCAACAGGCUUUAUUUUCUCUUCUGCUUUUGUUUGUUUAUGGUUUUGUACACCCCAAGCUCCCCCCCACCCCCCUUCACUCUUUGAGUUUGGGCUCAAGUCCCCACUGGGAACAUUUUUUUUUCCUCUUUUAUUUUUUUUUUGCUUCUGGUGAAUAAAGGUCUGAAGAAUUGCAGUGAAAAGUUCCAUAUUUCAGUGUGAUAAUAUACGCAGAGGAAAAAAAAGCUAAAUGCAAAUCUCCAAAGGGGUGAGGGGAAAAAGCAGAGGAGACGAGAGGGGGGGCAGGAAUGCUGUACGAUAGGGACGAUAUAGAGGGACAAAAGGGUAAGUGCAAGGACACAUUCUGUUACAACGCAAGCUUUGUGAUGUUUCUGAAUGUCCCCGGCACACACAUAAGCAUUCUGUAGAUGUAACAUUGCACACACGGACAAAAACAAAAGGCAUACUCAAAAACUUGCAUCUCCUAUAACUGUAUGCAUUGUGCAUGCUCGCAUACAAAGAUAAACAGACAAGUGUUUUAAACACCUUUUGUUACCAAGAAUCCAUUUUUUAUUUUGUCACUUCAACUGCAGAACAUCCAUCCAUUAUCUGUAACCGCUUAUCCUAUAUUCAGGGUCGCGGAUGUCAGCCGAUCCCAGCUGACAUUGGGCGAAGGCGGUGUACACUCUAGACAGGUCGCCAGACUAUCACAGGGGCUGACACAUAGAGACAGACAACCGUUCACGCUCCCAUUCACACCUACGGGCAAUUCGGAGUCAACUGCGGAACAAUCACGCAUAAAUACAUAUACACAAACAACACGGGCGACACACACGCCUUGAUAAAUGAUAAUAAAGCGCUCCAGGUUUUGACGCUCCCAUCCAUUUCGGCUCACCCAAGGCCAUCUGCGACGGUUCAGUAGGUUCUAAUCCAUUACCUGAUAAACAGAUUUGGAAAUUAAUUCCAAAGCCAGACGUGGAGUUUCAGAUUUUUUCUUCCUUCUACCAUACAUCUGUGUCUUACCCACAGGCAACGCUGGGGCAAUACAGCACACAGUCAUGACUCCAGACAGUCAGCACGUAUACACACGGAUAAGAGGGGGCUAUAAGCAGAAAAAAAACAAGCUAAUGCUCCCCCAUCUGCUACUUUCUAGCCUCCUAAUUUGAGUUUCUAUUUUUGUUAGUGUGUCAUUAAGUGUGUGCGCAGACUGCAAAGUGGUAAGAAUUAAUAACUUUUGUCGUGCUAGAAAGAGGGACUGGACAAGCAUCGCUAGUGAGUUAGCUACCCCGCAUGUACCCAGAUGGCCUGUGCGUGUGUGUGUAUCUAUAGCAACACCUACUCCUCUACCUCCUCUGAACCAAUGUCACCAUUACUGAUGUUCAGGCCAGCCCGGUCCCCAUUGAUUGUUAUUGUUCCAUGUUUCACGUUAGCAGGAAGUCUUUAACCUCCGACCCGGCAUUGUCCUGACUCUGUUUUUCUGCCAUUGCUCAUGUCAGAGGGGACACAGAAAGGGUAGGCAUGAUCAUUAACCUCUGUCAGGGAAACGCACUUUUCUGUUUGUCUGACAAAGCCCGUUUACACCCCCUAAUUGGAUUUAAUGUGAGCACCGAAGAAAGGAAGGUUUUUAUUUAAAUGGGCUGCAUUCUGCAGUCUGCGGGUUGUGAGUGCAGCGAGGGAGAAAGCAGAGAGAAACUGAUAGAAAGCAAUAUCAGAAUUAGUCUUUGUUUUCGUGCAGGUUCAAAGCACUCUCCCUAUUUCUUUCUUUGCUGCCACUUAAAUGCUUUCCAUAUAUAAACCAGGGGAUCCCCGCUGUCUCCUUCUCAUCCAUUUCCUGCAGAGAGCAUUGGUUUCUGUAGGGUGUAAAUAUGCGCUGCAUUGUUUUCUUUGGUAGUUGGUUUGUUGUUGGGUUUUUUUUUUUUUCUUAUUUGGAUUUUUUUGUUCUUUUUACUGUAUUCAGACCUAAAGCAUUUUUGUGGAGACCUGGUCCAAGCGCAAAAAUAUGGCUCUUCUUUGAGUAUAUUAUUGUCAGAAAAUGUUUUGUAAAAAUUUUGAUGAUGAUAUCAGAAAUAAACAUCUAAAGAUGGGA